AUGUUGGCCAAAGGGGUUAAACGGAAGUUAUCAGAAGUGGAUGAAGGAAUGGGGAACAAUCCUGAGAAUGCUAUGAUGUCUCCAAGCCCUAGUUCAUUACCUGCAGUGCAGUCACAUUGCCUUAUGAACAUUUCUCUUGUGAAGCUUCACCAUAGUCUAAGACAUGUGGAGCCUAACUUCAGGCAUCUUGCGUUGGUUGCCAAUACCCUACGGCGCCUUCAGGACAACAUGCAAACUGAGCAAACUACUCCAGCAGGGUCACGAUCCACGAAAGAAACUUUAAAGAAGGACUAUUGCAAAUCUUCAGGUAUGGAGAACAAGAAACUAGCUCUAGACGAUCAAGGAGAAGAUCCUUUGCUCUCGUGUAUGGAUGCCUCUCUUUACUCUUCAAUUUCUACCAUACUUGAGGACUCAAAUAACUUUGAGGGGCUCAGUAGUCCCCCCCUUCCUCAUAUAGACAAUGGUCAGCUGUGCUUUCCUAAGGAUAACAAUGUAGAUAUGAGCAGAGAGGACUCUGGGAAGCUGACACCUUCUUCUAGUUUUGUAAGAUCCUCCCCUUACCUUCUAGGGGACAAAUUUGAGGAUAUUUUUGAAGAUAUUGACACUUCCAUAUAUGAUAGUGACCCUUGGUCAAGUAGCAACCUGCUAAACUUCAAGUCCUUUUCUAACAUAAAUGAGACUGAUGAGAAAACAUUAAUGCAAAUGGACUCUAUAAAAACAACGAAGUAUCUUGCAACAAGAUACUACUGUAUAUAA
Molecule: messenger RNA, 756 nt
Organism: Bombina bombina (fire-bellied toad)
Lineage: Eukaryota; Metazoa; Chordata; Amphibia; Anura; Bombinatoridae
Product: SERTA domain-containing protein 1-like
Cellular component (GO): nucleus
Molecular function (GO): transcription regulator activity
Source: RefSeq, a predicted model, not a curated record